GGCGCCAAUUCCGGAGACCAGAGGCUGGCUACAAAGUCAUAAUCAAGUUUUCAUUGUUUUGAAGCAAAGCAUCAUUUAAAAACCUCUCAAGCAGGGAUGGUGACAUCGCUUUGAAGGAGGAGACAAGUGACUGACUUUGGGGGAAGCACUGUGGCCCUAGCUUUUGUUUUCCUCCCUGAGUUGGAAGAGCUAUGGAGAACUGGUCCUGGAUGACAGUCGUGGUCUUAAUAGGGCUCACAGUGCGGUGGACGGUUUCUCUCAAUUCUUACUCAGGUGCUGGAAAACCACCUAUGUUUGGUGAUUAUGAAGCUCAGAGACACUGGCAAGAAAUUACCCUGAAUUUACCAGUCAAACAAUGGUAUUUUAACAGUAGUGAUAACAAUUUACAGUACUGGGGAUUGGAUUACCCACCUCUUACGGCCUAUCAUAGUCUCUUAUGUGCAUAUGUGGCAAAGUUUAUAAACCCAGACUGGGUUGCACUCCACACAUCACGAGGAUAUGAGAGUCAGGCACACAAGCUCUUCAUGCGUGCCACAGUUCUUGUUGCUGAUUUGCUCAUUUACAUACCCGCUGUGCUUUUGUACUGUUACUCCUUAAAAGAAAUCUCACCUAAGAGAAAGAUCGCUAGUGCGUUAUGCAUAUUGCUGUAUCCAGGUCUUAUUCUUAUCGACUAUGGACAUUUUCAAUAUAAUUCUGUGAGUCUUGGCUUUGCUUUGUGGGGUGUUCUUGGAGUAUCUUGUGACUGGGACCUGCUAGGGUCAUUGGCAUUUUGCUUAGCUCUAAAUUAUAAACAGAUGGAACUUUACCACUCCCUACCAUUUUUUUGCUUUUUACUUGGCAAGUGUUUUAAAAAAGGCCUCAAAGGAAAGGGGUUUGCAUUGUUCAUUAGGAUAGCCUGUACUGUCGUGGCUUCCUUCCUUCUGUGUUGGCUGCCGUUCUUGACAGAAAGGGAGCAUGCCCUGCAGGUUGUAAGAAGACUCUUCCCUGUUGAUCGUGGAUUGUUUGAGGAUAAAGUAGCCAAUAUUUGGUGCAGCCUUAAUGUUUUUCUGAAGAUUAAGGACAUUUUGCCUAGUCACAUUCAGAUAGCAAUCAGCUUUUGCUUUACAUUUUUGAGCUUGCUUCCUGUAUGCAUAAAAUUGACAGUUCAGCCCUCUUCUAAAAGAUUCAGAUUUACUCUGGUUAGCUGUGCACUAUCAUUCUUUCUGUUUUCUUUCCAAGUACAUGAAAAGUCCAUUCUCUUGGUAUCAUUACCAGUUUGCUUAGUUUUAAGUGAAAUUCCUUUCAUGUCAACCUGGUUUUUACUGGUUUCAACAUUUAGCAUGCUGCCUCUUCUAUUAAAGGAUGGACUUCUACUGCCCUCGGUUGUGAUGAUGAUGGCAUUUUUAAUGGCUUGUGCCACUUUCUUUCCAGUGUUUGAAAACCCUUCUGAAGAACAACUGCAGUUGAAGUCCUUUGCUGUCUCUGUAAGGAGGCACCUUCCGGGCUUUACGUUUCUCCCCAGAAUUGUACAGUGUUUGUUUCUUUCUUCAGUCAUCACCAUGGUCCUUCUGACGAUUUUGAGCGUAACACUGGACCCUCCUCAGAAAUUACCAGACUUGUUUUCUGUACUUAUAUGUUUUGUGUCCUGUGUAAACUUUAUAUUCUUCUUUGUAUACUUUAACAUUGUAAUCAUGUGGGAUUCCAAAAAUGGAAGAAAUCGGAAGAAAAUUGACUAGCUACAUUCCCAAGCAAAUGCAGUCUUUUUGUUAUAUAUAAGUGAUCAUAUCAUUUUUACAAUCAGGAAAUUAUAGGAAAAGAAAUGGUGAAAGGGCAUUGUUAUUUACACAAAAUGUAUACAGGGACCAAAGAAUUUGUUUUCUAAGUAUAUACAUUUUUUUUUUUUUGGUAAAGCAUAUUGUAAUUUUGGUAGUAUUCAGGGAUAUUUAAAGAGAAAAAAAA
This is a messenger RNA of Grammomys surdaster, 1938 nucleotides long. It is a transcript of the gene Alg6, whose product is annotated as ALG6 alpha-1,3-glucosyltransferase. Gene Ontology annotation, biological process: protein N-linked glycosylation. The transcript has 15 exons. Bases 192 to 1715 code for a protein of 507 amino acids. Gene Ontology annotation, cellular component: endoplasmic reticulum membrane. NCBI's taxonomy places the organism in Eukaryota, Metazoa, Chordata, Mammalia, Rodentia, Muridae. The record is from RefSeq and is a predicted model, not a curated record. Gene Ontology annotation, molecular function: dolichyl pyrophosphate Man9GlcNAc2 alpha-1,3-glucosyltransferase activity.